UUAAACAUAACCGCGGGAUCGAAUGCAGCAAGACAGCAGCCCUAUGUAGCUGUUCUUGAAGGCGAAGAGCGGAAAACCCCAAUCGGAGGGAUUGAAAAUAGCAGUAAAAGAGUCAAAAAACAGAUCACAACAAUGGAGAACAAAGACAAGAUCAAAGUAGUAGCGGCAAUCGCUUGUUUAGCUGUUAUCUCAGUCUUCAUCACUACUCAAUAUCGAAGAAAACGUCGAGCAUUCAAAACUUCUUCGAAGAAACUUUGUUAUAUAGAGACUGAGCAGAAACCACAGAGCAUCUUCAAACGUGUCUUGGCCGACAACUCCUAUACUCCAUUCAAACAUUUCAAACGAAACGAAGCAAACAAUGAGCAUUCUUUGAACUCGCAUCCAUAUGAAGAAGAGAUUACUGCUCUGUUGGAAAAUCCUAAGGUUGAGUUCGAGUUUAUUACUGGUGACUUCGAUCUGGAAAUCAAUGGUUCUGCCGUUUGGGUGGAGACUGAGUCUCAAUUAGAGGAGCUUGUAAAAGUCUUGAGUAAGGAGCGUGUCUUUGCUGUGGAUACGGAACAAAAUAGUCUACGUUCCUUUUUAGGGUUCAUAGCUCUGGUGCAGAUUUCUACUCAAAAAGAAGAUUAUCUUGUGGAUACAAUUGCUCUUCACGAUGCAAUGGGCAUCCUUCGCCCUGUUUUUGCUGAUCCUGAUAUUUGUAAGGUCUUUCAUGGUGCUGAUAAUGAUGUUCUCUGGCUGCAAAGGGACUUUCAUAUAUAUGUUGUAAACUUAUUUGAUACUUCAAAGGCAUGUGAGGUGCUGUCAAAACCAUACAAGUCAUUGGCAUAUUUACUUGAAACAUAUUGUAGUGUGACCACAAACAAAAUGUUACAGCGUGAAGACUGGAGACUUCGCCCACUUUCAGUAGAGAUGGUUCAGUAUGCUCGAGUUGAUUCUCACUAUCUGUUAUAUAUUGCGGAUCGUCUGGCCAGUGAACUCAAAAUAAUAGACAGUGCUUGUACUGGUGACAAAUUUCAAUUUAUUCUCGAAGCUAACCGACGUUCAAACAUGGUCUGCCUGCAACUUUUUGCAAAAGAGAUCGAACCUUUUCCUGGAGAUUCCUCUGCAUCAUCGAUACUUUCUCGUCAUUUUAAUGUACAGGGAAGUAUUUCAUCAAAAUGCCAUGAACCAAAGGAACUUGUGAGGCGAGUAUGCCUAUGGAGAGAUUUGAUGGCUCGUCUUCAUGAUGAAAGCUUGAGAUAUGUAUUAUCAGAUCAAGCCAUUGUUGCUCUUGCACAUGAAGCUCCCAAGACUCCAACAGAAAUAUAUGACAUCAUACAUCACGCUGAUUUGAAUUUGGAUGGUUUAACUAUUGGUUCUUCCCUCCCAUCUCCAUCUCCUGUUGUUUGCAGUCAUCUGGAGGACUUUGAUUACCUCCUCCAGGAGAAAACGCGCAAUCUAGAUGAUGAUUUUGUCAGGAUUCUUCAAAAUCAUCUAGGCCAAAAUGCGAGUUGUCCACUUUCUGUUUAUAAUUAUGCCCUAUUAUCGGUGUCCAGCUUGAAAACAGCAAAUGUAAUAUUUCUUAAAAAAGAUGGAGGUAAAACAAUGAAACAGGUUGGUCGGAAGGCUUCCCGAGAUCUGUUUGUACAAAAAUUCUCCUGCAAGGCUCCAGUUUAUCAUAACUGUAGGAUUCAUGCAAGUGAUGGUCGGUUGCUUUGUUAUUGUGAUCGCAGAAAGCUUGAGUGGUAUAUUCGUCGGGAUCUGGCAAAACUCAUUGAUAAUGAUCCCCCAGCUAUAAUGCUUCUGUUUGAACCCAAAGGUCGUCCAGAAGAUGAAGGCAACGAUUUUUAUAUCCAAAGUAAAAAGAAUAUAUGUGUUGGUUGUGGUGAAAGGAAUCAUUAUUUACGCUACCGCAUAAUACCCUCAUGCUACAGAAUACACUUUCCUGAGCAUUUGAAAAGUCACCGUUCUCAUGACAUCGUCCUUCUUUGUGUGGACUGUCAUGAAGUUGCUCAUUCUGCUGCUGAGAAAUACAAGAGACAAAUAGCUGCAGAAUUUGGAAUUCCACUUUUCGUUAGAAAAGUGGCUGAUUCAAGACAAACCCAAGCUAUAACAGGGACAUCUGGAUUUGUGGAGAACCUUGAGGAAGCAGGUGUGUCUCCUUUGCAGUUACGAAUUGCAGCUAUGGCUCUACUUCGCCAUGGACCAAGAAUGCCAUCCGAACGCCGUGAAGAGCUGAAACAGGUUGUCAUGAAAUACUUUGGAGGUAGGGAAAUAUCAGAGGAAGAUUUAGAAAGAGCUCUGUUGGUUGGUAUGAGUCCUCAUGAGAGAAGAAGACUUGAGAAGAAAAGGGGAUUGUCUUUCAAACAUUCAUUAGGGAGUGUCCUUUCAAAUGAGGCCCAUGGGAAUAAUUACAAAGAUAAUGGCGCAUCUGCUUUGGUGGAAACAUCAGAAGUUAAUAUUUCUGAUGACAUAUGUAGUCACGAAAAAGGUGAAUGUAGCAAACAAGGAGGUGAAAAUCUUCUGAAGGAAAUAGAUACUAGUGCAAGUAAUAUGCCCAUGUGUUCUGAUUUAAGUGUCAAUAGGGGAUCAUCUACUGGGGGUGGUGAGGAUGAUGCUAGGAGAAUGUUUGAGGGUGAAAAUGAUAUGGAAACUGGUAGUGAUCAUGAAAGUAGGUCAUCAAAUGGAAAUGGUGAUUGUUGUCCUCCAAGACUCACAGAAAUUGCCUCUCCCAAUCACAACUCAAAGUUAUCAGUGUUAGGACAUGGUCCCCAUGGUAAACAAGUGGUUGAUCAUAUAUUAAAGGAGCAUGGAGAAGAUGGCAUUCGGCAAUUUUGCCAAAGGUGGAGACAAGUCUUUGUGGAUGCCAUUAACCCCCGUUUCUUACCUGUUGGUUGGGACAUUAAGCACAGGAUUUAAUAUUGGAACACUAUUUUUGCCAGCGGAAGAAGGGACUUCGGUGAAUACAGUGUAUACAAUCCUGCGAAAAUACUUGAAACCGGGGUUCAGGUCUGAAUAAAUAUUCAGAUCACACUUCUAGGUGAGGGAGAUGGGACGCAGAGCAGACCAUGUGAUUGCCUAUGCCACGUAAAUUAUUUGGAAGAUGAGCUGCUUUGUUUCUUCUAAUCCUAAUACUGGAUCGUUCUAUAACUGAGGUACAAGAGCGAACACUUUGACCUUAAUCUCUUUAAUUUUCAUGUUUCUCUGUUACAAAAUUAAUAGUUUUACUCAACUAACAAUUUGGAACCCCAUUUCAUUUGCUCUAAGUAAUUGCCUUGUGGAUUGGCUUGCGCAGGAGAUUUUUAUUUCUCUAACAGAGACUACAUUCUUUGG
This is a messenger RNA of Telopea speciosissima, 3312 nucleotides long. RefSeq names its product protein RRP6-like 3. The transcript is spliced from 12 exons. The coding region runs from base 133 to 2898 and encodes 921 amino acids. Gene Ontology annotation, biological process: TRAMP-dependent tRNA surveillance pathway; nuclear polyadenylation-dependent rRNA catabolic process; nuclear polyadenylation-dependent CUT catabolic process. Lineage: Eukaryota; Viridiplantae; Streptophyta; Magnoliopsida; Proteales; Proteaceae. The record is from RefSeq and is a predicted model, not a curated record. Gene Ontology annotation, cellular component: nucleolus; nuclear exosome (RNase complex). Gene Ontology annotation, molecular function: 3'-5'-RNA exonuclease activity; nucleotide binding; nucleic acid binding.